GAUCAUUUUUGUUCAAAAAAAAAACCCUCAAAUUUUUCCUUGUUUUUGUAUUUUUUGUUCUUUGUGUUUGUUGUAAGUUUGUCAUGGAAAAUCAUGGUGAUGACCCUAAUAGUCCAAAUCACGGCUGUGAGAGAGCGGAGCCGGUGAGAUCACGGUGGACUCCCAAGCCGGAGCAGAUUCUAAUUUUGGAGUCCAUUUUCAAUAGUGGAAUGGUUAAUCCUCCUAAAGAUGAGACUGUUAGAAUAAGAAAGCUUCUUGAAAAAUUUGGUUCUGUUGGGGAUGCUAAUGUUUUUUACUGGUUUCAAAACCGUCGCUCUCGCUCUCGCCGUCGCCAACGUCAGCUACAAGCCGCCGCUACUCACCAAGGUAGCAGCGGUGCAAUUCACUACGAUUGUGGUAACGUCAGCAGUGGCGGUUACAACGGUGGAAGUGGUGGUAUUAUGAAUUUUGCUGGGGUUUCCUCUUCUUAUAUCGGAGGAGGGUCCUCUUCUUCAUCCUCCUCCGCUUCUGGGGUUGGAGGAGAUUGUAGCGGUGGCAGUGGCGGGAGCAGUGGUUUUUCGAUGUCGGGUCAUAUGGGUUUCUCAGAAGUUGAUCAACAAAUGGUUGUGACAAGUACUCCAUCGUUUUGCCCUUCGGAAACCUCAAAUUUAGAGUUUCAAUCAGGUUAUAUUAUAAUAUUCAUAAAUGGAGUUCCAACAGAAGUACCAAAAGGAGCAGUGGAUAUGAAAGCAAUGUUUGGGGAAGAGACAGUGUUAGUUCAUUCAUCAGGACUCCCAGUUCUUACCAAUGAAUUUGGAAUCUCUCUCCACACUUUACAGCAUGGUGAAAGCUAUUUUCUGGUUUCAAGACCAACAUGAGUUUGGGAAACAAAAGCAGUUGCCACCAGCAAGAAACAGCAGCGCCUACCAACAACAAAAUUUUAAAAACAGAUCUCAGCUUUCUUUUCUUUUCUUUUUUUUUCUUUUUCCAAAUAAUUUCACCUUUUUUUUCCCUUUUUAUUUUAUUUUAUUUUUAGUGUUUAUGUUUAAUUUGGGGUUUGGUUACUUUUUAAUGUGUUCUCUAUGGGAAAUUGGAUCUAGUAGAAAAAAAAGAAAAAAGAAGAAGAAAAAAACUUUAUCAUAAAGUUUAUAUAGCAUACCCAUUUGGAUAUUUGUAUACA
Cucumis melo (muskmelon) is the source of this 1159-nucleotide messenger RNA. RefSeq names its product WUSCHEL-related homeobox 11. The transcript has 3 exons. The record is from RefSeq and is a predicted model, not a curated record. Gene Ontology annotation, biological process: adventitious root development. The coding region runs from base 84 to 857 and encodes 257 amino acids. NCBI's taxonomy places the organism in Eukaryota, Viridiplantae, Streptophyta, Magnoliopsida, Cucurbitales, Cucurbitaceae. Gene Ontology annotation, molecular function: DNA-binding transcription factor activity; DNA binding.